AUGUCCAACGUCAAACCUCACGAGACGACAACUGCCGCACUCAAGGACUCGAAAGUCGAUGGCUCUGGAGUGACGUCGACUGGGACCUUCAGCGCACUGGCAGGCACUGGUGCAACCACCUCAUCGACGUCAUCGGCGACCCCGGCUACUGCUGGCACGGACGCCUCCACGAGCCCCGCAAGUGGUACCACGACACCCCAACCGGCGUGGAUGAAGCACUAUGAAACAUUCGUUCAAUCCGCGGUACCCAAUGCCAUCUCAUCCCGCUUGCCGAGCUCGGGAACGGUCGCUCAAUCGCUCGAUCAGACCCAGGCCAAGUUGCAGGAGAUCACGACCACGUCCAAAGCUUUGUUGGACAAGACGUGGUCGGUCGGCAAGACGCGUUAUUCGGAAUGGAAGUUGGCGACCGAUAGGAAGAUGAACAAGGAGCAGUUGUGAGUGGUGCACAGCAAGUGAGGGGUCAUAGGCCCGGGAGGAUGCUGAGCUGACUACAGUUCGGUCGGUGCUCAGUUUCAAGAAUGCUUGGAGUGUUACGAACGAGACUCAGGUCGUGUUGAACGUAUCGCUCAACCAGGUCGGACCGUUAAUGUACCAAGUCCUCUUGCCCGGCGAAACUUUUGAGCGUCGAGUCCGUGAGUCGGAGAACAGCCAGUGAAGUUUCGUAGGUCGUAUCCCUCAUGACCUAACCUCGCCUACUCUAUCUCAGCGAACGUCUGGUACGCCCUCUCGAUCCGACCUUGGACCUCACCCGAAACGGAAUACUCGUCGUGGUCCGUCGCAUGGCCGAUCAUCGCCAUCGCCGGUCCCGUAUCCGCCGCGGCGUCCCUGAUUGCGAUCCCCUUCGUCGCUCUCGCGGCCGGUGGAACUGCCCUGGCCUCCUUGACGGGAUUCGGUUCGAGCGUCGCGACGGGUGUGACUUCGGUUGGUACGGCCGUCACAUCGACCGCGGCCAGUGCGGCGGGCCUCGCUGCCCGUGCUGCCAGUCUACCCGGUGGAUCCAAAGUCAAAGGCAAGCUCGUCGAUGCGGCCAAGGCGACCGUAGGUACUCGAGGCGAAGUUGUCAUCCCCAAAGUCGUCAAGUACCUCACAACGAGUGCAGCCGCGGGUGGAGUCUUCAAAGGUGCCGAAGCCGAGCACUGGAAGGUCGAAGGCGCCAAGUCCAAGAAGAAGGUCGCCGAAGUCGACGUGACGGGCUUGGAUCUGCAAAAGGUGUUGAGGUGCGAUACGGGCAAGUCCAAGGUUGACAAGGUGAGUUAUUCUUGCCUUGCGGGGUACGCCUCAUGAGGUUUCUUUCCGGAAUCGCCUUGCUGAUCGGUCAUGUUCUGCUCUCUUUAGCAACUGGUCGCGGCCUUUGAGCACCUCCACUUCAAGAAGCAUUACAAGACGGCAACGAACCCCGUUCUUCGCAUUACGGGUGGUCCUGAACUUGAAGAACGGGGCGAAAAGCAAGUACUCGUCUUCUACCACUUUGUGCUCGAGCAAGCGAUCGACAUCGUCGUCGAGCCCGUAUCCGUCGAAGAAGUACCCCCCACAAAAUCCGAAGAGGCGCUCGUCAAGGAUGCCCGAGUCGUUCCUACGCUUGAAGAGGCUGAACAGGUCAGCAAGGACGUCCCCGUUCAUGGCAAGGGUGAGCACCCGGAGAAGGUCGAUGAGGUCGUGGAGAAGGUGAUGAGUGAACAUGGGGAUAAGGUCGAAAAGUCCAAGAGUGAGGCCGAGAAGACGGAGGAGAGAAAGGGGUGGCUCUCGUGGAGGAAGUGA
This is a messenger RNA of Microbotryum saponariae, 1758 nucleotides long. The record is from the annotation of a GenBank genome assembly. NCBI's taxonomy places the organism in Eukaryota, Fungi, Basidiomycota, Microbotryomycetes, Microbotryales, Microbotryaceae.